GCGGAGAUUGUUUUCCACUUUGCAGCAGCUCGACUUUGUUUAUUUUAACCCCACACGCCGCUGAUAAAGUCACUACCCGUCACUGUGGCAUCUCCACAACUAACUACCCCCACUUGGAUAACGGAUUAACACAGCAGCACUCGAGAUCUUGGGGUCUCUCAGCUCUUACGAGAAUGAGUUCAUAAUGAAGCGGCGACUGGAGGAUCAGGAAACGGUUUUUGCGUCCCAGCAGCGGCGCCUCGCUGGCAACCCGGAGGCCUUCCAGCAUCGCGUCCUGGCCCCUGCUCCGGCCCCGGCGGUGUAUGAGGCCGUGUCCGACAGCAUGCAGCCCACAGCAGGCGUCCAGUACUCCGUCCCCCAGGGAUACCAGGUAUCUCUACUUUCCCAGGUUGCCAACGUCGCCCAGAACAGUGGCGGGCAUGGGCACACCCCGAGCCCAGCCGUCCACAGCGGGUCCCACCACCACAGCCCGGCAGUCCAGUCCCAUGGGCCCUCAGUGAUGUCGGGGCACGGCCAUACCGCUGCUCCACAAGCCUCCGCACAGGGCCAGCAGUUCCAGAGGCUCAAGGUAGAAGAUGCUCUGUCUUACUUGGAUCAAGUGAAACUGCAGUUUGGCAACCAGCCUCAGGUCUACAAUGACUUUCUGGACAUAAUGAAAGAGUUCAAGUCUCAAAGUAUUGACACCCCCGGGGUCAUCAGCAGAGUGUCACAGCUCUUCAAAGGUCACCCCGACCUCAUCAUGGGCUUCAACACCUUCCUGCCGCCUGGCUACAAGAUCGAGGUCCAGCACGCUGACCUAGUCAACGUGACCACGCCUGGUCAGAUCCACCACAUCACGCCGCAUGGCAUUUCAGUCCAGAACAUCCCCAUAACGGGGGCAGCUAACCAACAUCCGCCCCAGCUCCCGUCUGCUGCGACCACCACCGCCCCGCCCCUUCUGACACAGCCCACCCCUGCCAAGAUGAGCAAGCCUCUUCAGCCCCAGGCCUUGACCCCGAGCAGUCAGAGCAAUCCGUCCAUCCCUGCGUACGCCUCUCCUCGCUCCCCGCCCAUGCAGCUCCACCUGCCCCUCAGCGGGACCCCCACCGGGCCGCCCAUGCAGAACAACCAGCCCGUGGAGUUCAACCACGCCAUCAACUACGUCAACAAGAUCAAGAACCGCUUCCAGGGCCAGCCCGACAUCUACAAAGCUUUCCUGGAGAUCCUCCACACGUACCAGAAGGAGCAACGUAAUGCUAAGGAGGCUGGUGGAAACUACACACCGGCUCUGACGGAGCAGGAAGUGUACGCUCAGGUGGCAAGACUCUUCAAGAACCAGGAGGACCUGCUCUCAGAGUUUGGACAAUUUCUCCCUGACGCCAACAGUUCGGUGCUGCUAAGUAAGACCACAGCUGAGAAAGCAGAGUCUGUACGGAACGACCACGGUGGCACUGCCAAAAAGCUGCAGCUCAACAACAAACAGAGGCCCAAUCAGAACGGCUGCCAGAUCCGCCGUCAUCAAGGUCCAGGGACCACACCCCCUGUCAAGAAGAAGCCCAAGUUACUGAGUUUGAAGGAUCCCUCGGUGGCAGAUGCCACAAAGCAUGGAGUCGGAACAGAAUCUCUGUUCUUUGAGAAGGUGCGAAAAGCCUUGCGAAGUGCAGAGGCCUACGACAACUUCUUGCGGUGUCUGGUCAUCUUUAAUCAGGAGGUGAUCUCCAGGGCUGAACUAGUGCAGCUGGUGCUGCCCUUUUUAGGAAAAUUCCCCGAGCUGUUCAACUGGUUUAAAAACUUCUUGGGAUAUCGGGAAAUGUCCCACAUCGAAGCGUAUCCUAAGGAACGGGCAACCGAGGGCAUCGCCAUGGAGAUUGAUUAUGCUUCCUGUAAGAGACUCGGUUCCAGUUACAGAGCUCUGCCCAAAAGCUAUCAGCAGCCCAAGUGCACGGGCAGAACUCCACUUUGUAAAGAGGUCUUAAAUGACACCUGGGUCUCCUUCCCCUCCUGGUCUGAGGACUCCACGUUUGUCAGUUCCAAGAAGACUCAGUACGAGGAGCACAUCUACCGAUGUGAGGACGAGCGCUUUGAGUUGGAUGUAGUACUGGAGACCAACCUGUCGACCAUCAGAGUCCUGGAGACGGUACAGCGGAAGUUGUCCCGCAUGUCAGCCGAGGAGCAGGCCAAGUUCCGCUUGGACAACACGCUGGGCGGCUCUUCAGAGGUCGUACACCGCAAAGCCAUCCAGAGGAUAUACGGAGACAAGGCGCCCGACAUCAUCGAUGGCCUGAAGAAAAACCCUGCUGCUUCUGUCCCCAUCGUGUUGAAGAGGUUAAAGACCAAGGAGGAGGAGUGGCGGGAAGCCCAGCGAGGCUUCAACAAGAUCUGGAUGGAGCAGAACGAGAAGUAUUACCUCAAGUCUCUCGACCAUCAGGGCAUCAACUUCAAACAGAAUGACACCAAAGUGCUUCGAUCCAAGUCCCUGCUGAAUGAAAUCGAAAGCAUUUACGAUGAGCGCCAGGAGCAGGCAUCCGAGGAGAACGCCUCCCCUCCCACAGGCCCCCAACUGACGCUGGCGUACGAGGACAGCCAGAUCCUGGAGGACGCCGCAGCGCUCAUCAUCCACCACGUCAAGCGGCAGGCCGGCAUUCAGAAAGAAGACAAGUACAAGAUCAAACAGAUCAUCUACCACUUCAUCCCCGACAUGCUGUUCUCCCAGCGGGGCGAGCUCUCCGACGUAGAGGAGGAGGAGGAGGAGGAAGAGGAGAUGGACCUGGAGGAAGGCGCGUCCAAAAAGCACAACGGCGUCCCCGGCAGCGGGAGCCCCACCAAGUCCAAGCUGCUGUUCAGCAACACGGCGGCCCAGAAGCUGCGCGGCUCCGACGACGCCUACAACCUCUUCUACGUCAACAACAACUGGUACAUCUUCCUGCGGCUGCACCAGACGUUGUGCUCGCGUCUGCUGCGGCUCUACGGCCAGGCGGAGAGACAGAUCGAGGAAGAGGUCAGAGAACGGGACUGGGAGAGGGAAGUCCUGGGACUGAAGAAGGAGAAGAACGAUAAUCCAGCCAUCCAGCUGAGACUGAAGGAGCCCAUGGACAUUGAGGUGGAGGAUUACUACUCAGCCUUCUUGGAAAUGGUGAGGAAUUUGCUGGAUGGAAAUAUGGAGGCCUCUCAGUACGAAGACUCAUUGAGGGAAAUGUUCACCAUUCACGCUUACAUCGGCUUCACAAUGGACAAGCUCAUCCAAAGCAUCGUCCGGCAGCUCCAGCACAUCGUGAGUGAUGAGAUCUGUGUCCAAGUAACGGACCUCUACCUCUCAGAGAGCACUAACAGCGCCAGCGGAGGAACCAUGUCCACCCAGUCCUCGAGGAGCUCUGCGGAGUCCAUGUAUCAGCGGAGAGCCGAGCAGCUCAUGUCUGAUGAGAACUGCUUCAAGGUGAUGUUUUCGAGGAACAGGUCGCAGGUGCAGCUCACGGUGGAGCUGCUCGACACAGAGGAGGAGAACUCAGACGAACCCAUGGAGGCUGAGCGUUGGUCUGAUUAUGUUGGACGCUACUUAAACCCAGAUUCCACUACACCUGAGUUAAGGGAGCACCUCGCUCAGAAGCCAGUUUUUCUUCCCAGGAAUCUGAGACGGAUCAGGAAGUACCAGAAGGGUCGCGAGCAGCUGGACAAAGAGGCCUGCGAGGGCGGCAAGAAAUCCCUAGAAAAGGAGAAGAUGGAGUGCAUGUUCAAACUCAACUCUUACAAGAUGGUGUACGUCUUUAAGUCUGAGGAUUACAUGUACAGACGCACUGCGCUGCUGAGAGCUCACCAGUCACAUGAGAGGGUGAGCACACGGCUGCACAAGCGCUUCCAGGCCUGGGUGGACACGUGGGCCAAGGAGCACGUCACCCGCGACAUGAACGCCGAAACCAACAAGUGGCUGAUGGGCAACGCGCGGGAAGGCCUGUUACCCUGCACCACCAGCCGCCAGCCGGAGAUCCUUCACUACGUGAACAUCAACAAGUACCGCGUCAAAUACGGCCCGCCCAGCAAGGCGCCGUAGCCGAGGACAAACAGGAGAGAGAGAGAGAGACUGAUUUCUGGGGUUGUUGGGUCUGAGGUCAAACAGGUCAGGAGUAGAGGUAGGGCUGAGGGCUUAUUAAUGUGUUUUUAAGGUCGACAUGGGAGCACAAUUAAGCUAGCUACCGUGUACGUUGCACCCGGGGCGGCAGGAUUACUGAUUUUACCAGCGUUUUUAGCUGGGCCCAUUUUUUCGCAGGGGCCUUUUUGGUGCCAAAACAUAGGAAUCGUCACGACCCAGUCGCAGACCUGAGCUCUUACCAGCACCUCGGAGCCACUUCUCACAUCUCUGAGCCUUUUUCUACGAGGCUCAGCGACGUUAAACGGUGAGCCUGUGAAAGAUAGAGUGGUGCUUUUUUUGUACUUUUAUCACAACUGAGCUUCGGUUUUUCGAUUUUUUUCGAAGGAACCAUUUUGUCUGAAGCCAUCAGAGUAAGCUCUAUGGGGAUGAAUUAAGCAUACAGGGAAUUCUUUAUGAUAGUGUUAUUCUACAGUAUCCGUGGAAAACAAAUUGGUGGACAAGUGCACUUAUGUAGAAAGAGGAAAACGUUUCAAAAAGUUUUGUUUCCAAGAUUGACGGUUUGGACGGGAGCACAACAAAGUCUGAGAGGUCUGGUUCUGACAUUCCUGCGUUAAGGCCAAAUCACAAUUAUGAACCUAUCACAAGACGGAGCGGGGGUUUACACUUCCUCCUCCGAAACACAUGGCAGCAUUAUUAGAAACUGUGCCUGAGCCCCAAACAGUAUUGUCGGGUUAACAUCGUAUAGCGCUGUUUGCAUUUAUGUAAAACAACAACCACACAAAAAAAAAAAAUCAAAAAGAAGAAAAAAAAUUAGCCACACAACACUGUUUGGUCUCAGACUGUAAAAUUGUAUAGCUUGUGAAUGUCAGAUACUGACAUGUAUUCCAGUGUAUGUGUUGUGUAUAUAUAUAUUAUAUAUAGUUCUAUUAACACAAAUGAUCCUCGCCGCCCUGGAAGUCAACCUUUUUAAAAUGCCCUCCACCAAUACACCAGCUUGUACACACACACACAUACAUAAACAAACACACACACACACACAUACAUAAACACACACACACACACACAUGUUCGUCUCAUUCUGGGAGGACUGUCCACAUGCCGUUCACGUUGUAAAUACACUGUAUAUAGUCUCAGACUUUUUAUGACAGAUCUGUGUUGUCGUGCUAGUAAUACUUUCCAAGCUUACUGUGGACUUUAGUGAUAAAUGGCUAAAGUUAGUAUGUAUAUGAAAAAGACAAAUGCAAGACCAUUUAUUACAGUUUUUACCAAAGGGAGUUGAUUAUAAAAAUAGCUGUUUUUUUCCCCCCCUUUGUGUGUUCCUUUAUGUCCUUUCUUUUUAAUUUUCUGUAGUAAAAAAAAAAAAAUGUGGAAAAGUAGAAAUGUAUCCAGGUCUUUCCGUUUUUAUAUCUGAGAAAUAACUUCAGUUUUUUCUUCUGAAUGUGACAUUUGGUUGGUAAACAAACAAAAACAAAUCACUGCCCCCCCUUUUUGACAACCGACACCGUCCGUGGUGAUGCUGGGACUCUUUUCAUUGGUCCUCAGAUGAAUAAGACUCCACAACGGUCUUUACCGUGUGAUGCACACUUCCCUCCCUGGAUAGAUUUCUGCUGCAAACAUCACCCACACACACCAUAUUUUUGAUAAUGGAAGAAGUCACACAUGAGCAUGUCUUUAGUCCCUUUAUUUAGACAUUAUUUAAAGUAAUAAUAAAAACGAUAUUUGUAGCCUACGGAGAACUUUGUGGAGUUGUUGAUUGACUUAUUUUUUCACACUUAACCUUCAGUGAACUGGCAGGAAAACCGAAAGAGAACUUUUUUAACAAACACACAAUAGAUAUACACAGAUUAGUCUUGGUUUUCUUCUCAGAUACAGUAUUGACAUUUUACUUUACUGGUACUCAAGACUACAAGAAGCAAACAGGCCUCAUUCACAUCCGUUAAUGAUGAAUUAUAAUUAGUAGGUAGGUAAGUAGUAACAGCACACAGAUUGUUGACUUUUAACCAGCAGUUACAGUAUACUAAAACCAGCGCCACAGUGUAUUCAUUGAUGUACUAAAUGUGCAGAAUCUGUCAACUAUAUCCACUUUUUCCUGAAAAGUCUUAAAAAGCACUGAAGUAAGUUUCUUUAAAAAAUGCCUUAGAAGUUAUUGAAAGUCAUUUGUUUCAGUUACAAAGGUCUGGAAUAUUUUCCUCUUGACUGCUGUUGGCAAUGAUGUUAUUAAAUAUUUUUGUAUCAGAUUGUAUAUUUAGUUGGAUUGGACUGUGUAUUGUGACGGCAGAAGGCUGCGUUUCACUCAGCUCAGAGUCCGCUGUGUUGCACCGCCAUGUUUCUACAGUAGCCCAGAACGGACAAA
Anoplopoma fimbria (sablefish) is the source of this 6416-nucleotide messenger RNA. It is a transcript of the gene sin3aa, whose product is annotated as SIN3 transcription regulator family member Aa. Gene Ontology annotation, biological process: negative regulation of transcription by RNA polymerase II. Lineage: Eukaryota; Metazoa; Chordata; Actinopteri; Perciformes; Anoplopomatidae. Gene Ontology annotation, cellular component: chromatin. The transcript is spliced from 21 exons. The record is from RefSeq and is a predicted model, not a curated record. Gene Ontology annotation, molecular function: transcription corepressor activity. Bases 185 to 4024 code for a protein of 1279 amino acids.